Messenger RNA from Encephalitozoon intestinalis ATCC 50506, 1008 nucleotides. Its product is annotated as HRD ubiquitin ligase complex ER membrane protein. The record is from RefSeq and is a predicted model, not a curated record. Bases 1 to 1008 code for a protein of 335 amino acids. The transcript has a single exon. NCBI's taxonomy places the organism in Eukaryota, Fungi, Microsporidia, Unikaryonidae.
AUGAAGAAGAUCGUUGCUUAUGGGGCCACACAUUUCAUCCUACUUGCUAUAUACACUAUGAAGGUAACUCAUGGGAGCUGGACUAUGUACAAUAUCCUUACGACUACAACACGCAACAGCACAGUGCACAUCCUCCACGCCACAUUUCUGAUUUUCCUGAUGUGUUCCUUGGCAGGCUUGGUAAUAGAUAGAGUGUUCAAAAGCCUCCGGCCCGAGGAGAUAAGCAACUUCAACGAGUCUCUGCUCUAUUUCUUGACCGACUUUCUUCUUGUUGUAUCUACGUUUGACAGCGAUGUCAGUUUCAGGAAUGGUCUUCUCUUUGUUAUGCUCCUCUGUGUGAAGUCUCUGAACUGGCUGCUGGUCUCAAGGAUCAAAAGGAAUGUCUAUCCCUCCUUGUAUGGGCUUGCAUAUGGGAUAUCCCUAUUCUCUGGGCUUAUGGUGGUUUUGUUCACCCUUUCUUGCAUUUCUUCCAUCACUGGCCAGAUCCUCUUUCUUUUCGAAUACACUCUUCUUGUGAUUGCCUCUAUAAAGAACAUAUGUGUCAUGAACUUGAUUCAGUCUGAUGACGAUGGUAAGAGAUCUCUGUACAACUUCUAUAUUGACAUAGCCUACAUGAGUAUCAUGCUUCUUGUUUAUGCUCUAUUCAUAGGAAUCACCUCCAUCAACUACAGGCUUCCCCUGAAUCUCUUCCGGUCUGCAUUGACGAUAUUGGAUGCCUUGAUUUCGAAGGUUAAGAUGUUUCUCAGCUAUCUCAGACUAUGCAAGGAGCUUGAGAAGUGUGUAGAAGGGUCGGGAGAUGGCUUCUGUGCAAUCUGCAGAGAUGAUAUGGAGGUCGGGAAAAAGCUGGCCUGUGGGCACUGCUUCCACAUCGAAUGCCUGAAGAUGUGGUGUGAGCAGCAGCAGACAUGUCCAAUAUGCAAGUCCAAGCUUGCCUUCGAUGUCAAAAAGGAGAGUUUUGUUGUGGGAAAUGAAUACAUCUCGGGAAUUCCUGUGACAAUCGACGGCUAA